Elaeis guineensis (African oil palm) is the source of this 1782-nucleotide messenger RNA. RefSeq names its product F-box/kelch-repeat protein At5g60570. Gene Ontology annotation, molecular function: protein binding. Gene Ontology annotation, cellular component: nucleus. The record is from RefSeq and is a predicted model, not a curated record. NCBI's taxonomy places the organism in Eukaryota, Viridiplantae, Streptophyta, Magnoliopsida, Arecales, Arecaceae.
GUGCUGCUGCCGGUGCAUUAUACAAAUAUCAAUCAAGCACACACCGAAGAGAGCAGAGCGAGAGAGCGUGCAUCUCCACGAGAACCGAGGUCCUUUCCAUCAUAUUAUAAUCAUCACUGCGCUCCAAUACUAUUUGUUUGUUUCUUUCUUUUGCAGUGCAGAGGUGAACACUAGACAAACAUCUCCCAAUGGAAUGCUUCCUUUCCCUUGUCCUCUCUCCACCCGUGUAGAUAAGGAUGCGUGUCUAUUAUGUAUUAUAACGAUCAAAAUACUGAAAAACAUAGAGGCUCUCAAAUCUUAGAUUAGAUUACAGAUAGGUGAUUUCCUCUGGAGAGAAAGGAAGAGGGGCCGAAGAAAAGAAAAGAAAAACAAGAAAAUUGCAAAUGAAGUGGAUGGUGCCUCAAUGUACACCUGACCACUGAAACAUGACGACAUAGAAAGAGAGGUCGCUGCUGGUCGACGCAAUCGAAUCGUUUCGACGAUGGGUCCGCAUCACAGCGGCGACAGCAGCAGCUACCACCACAAUCACAGCAGGCGGCGGCGCACGUUGGACGGAGAUGAUGAGAAUAGUGAAGGUGGUGGUAACGGCGGCAGCAAUGGCGUUUCUGACGGCAGGCAAGGCAAGAGAUUGUCGUCGUCUCUGUUGAUCCCGGGCCUCCCGGACGACAUCGCGCUCAGCUGCCUGGCCCUGGCUCCGCGAUCAGAUCACGGGUCCCUCGCAUGCCUCAACGCCCGAUUCCGCUCGCUGAUCGAUAGCGGCUACCUUUACGGGCUGCGGCAGCGGAUGGGCGUGGCCGAGCACUGGGUGUACCUGGUCUGCGACCCCCGGGGUUGGGAGGCUUUCGACCCGGGCGCCAACCGCUGGAUGCGCCUCCCCCGGAUCCCCUGCGACGACUGCUUCAACCACGCCGACAAGGAGUCCCUCGCCGUCGGCCCCCACCUCCUCGUCUUCGGCCGCGAGCUCCGGGACUUCGCCGUCUGGAGCUACCGCAGCAUCGGCCUCGGCCGGGGUUGGUCCCGGUGCCGCCCCAUGAACCACCCCCGCUGCCUCUUCGCCUCCGCCAGUUCCGGGUCCAUCGCCAUCGUGGCCGGGGGCAGCGACAAGACCGGGACCGUCCUAAAUUCCGCGGAGCUCUACGACGCCGAGACGGGCCGGUGGGAGCUCCUCCCGCCCAUGACCGCCCCCCGCAAGCUCUGCUCGGGCUUCUUCAUGGGCGGGAAGUUCUACGUGGUCGGCGGGAUGUUGGGGGAGGAGGCGCUGACGUGCGGGGAGGAGUACGAUCUGCAGUCCCGGGAGUGGAGGCGGAUCGAGGGGAUGUACCCGACGGCCGGCGACGCGGCCGGGGCUCCGCCGCUCGUGGCGGUGGUCGACGACCAGCUCUAUGCGGUGGAAUACCGCACCAACAGGCUGAAGAGGUACGACAUGAAGCGCAAAAGCUGGGCGGUCGUCGGGAGGCUGCCGGUACGGGCCGACACCUCCAACGGAUGGGGGCUGGCCUUCAAGGCGUGCGGCCGGGAGCUGCUGGUGGUGGGCGGGCAGAGGGGCCCCGAAGGGGAGAGCAUCGUACUCAGCUCGUGGCGCCCCGGUGGAGGAGGAGCUGCUCCGGAGUGGAGGGUACUUGGUGUCAAGGAGCACGCCGGCAUCUUCGUCUACAAUUGCGCCAUCAUGGGCUACUGAGGCCGACCGACUGAUGAGCAUCAUUGCAGCUACUACUACUGCUAACAGGGCCGCCUCUUCCCCUACUCAUCCAUUCUAUUUCUGCUGCAGAUAUAUAUAUAUAC